AUGGCGCACCGCUACACCUUUGCACAAACCCCCCUCGCCCAUCCGGAGGCAAUUGUCGGCGGAACAGACGGAUCCAAAUAUCGAUUCACAGUCCUCGCGGAUGGCCUGCUCCGCUACGAAUAUGCGGUCGAUGGGCAUUUCGAAGACCGCGCCUCCGUGCUCGCUGUUAACCGGCGCCUUCCCGUUCCAGAAUUCCGCGUCAAGGAGACCGCGACGAGCCUCGAGAUCAUCACGCGCCGCUUCCACCUCACCUACGACAAAAAUGCCUUUUCGCCAAGCGGUCUCAGUGCGGCCGUCAAAGGCAGUUUCUGGGAACAUAGCAGUGUAUGGCACUACGGCGAUGAGAAUGCCACCCUCGGCGGGACGGCGCGCACGCUCGAUGAAGCGGAUGGGCGGGUCGAUAUGGGGCAUGGGAUUGUCUCGCGGAAGGGGUAUGCGAAUAUUGAUGAUUCGAGGUCGAUGCUAUUCGACGAGAACGGAUGGAUUGCGACAAGGAAAGAGGGCAACCGUGUCGACGGAUACUUGUUCGCGUAUGGACAUGACUGUCGCGCGGCCGUGAAAGCGUUCUAUGCGCUUUCGGGUCCCCAGCCCCUCCUUCCGCGAUGGUCUCUGGGAAAUUGGUGGAGCCGGUACCAUGCGUAUGACGAGGCGGAGUUUCUGGAGCUCAUGGAGAAUUUCAAAUCAAGACGGAUUCCGCUCUCUGUUGCUGUUCUCGAUAUGGACUGGCAUAUCGUCAAGGAUCCCCGGGUUGCAGAGGCGGGUGUCACUGGGUGGACGGGGUAUAGCUGGAACCAGCAGCUGUUCCCCGAUCCUGAGGCGUUCUUGAAGAAGCUGCACGAUUAUGACCUAAAGAUUUCGCUGAAUGUCCAUCCCGCUGAUGGGGUUCAGAGCUACGAGGAUCUGUACAAGGAAGUCGCAAACGCUCUUGGCCACGAUACCUCUUUCAACGAUCCAAUCCAAUUCGAUAUCACAAACCAGGCCUUCCUGGACGCAUACUUUGACGUCCUGCACCGACGACUCGAAAGCCAGGGUGUCGACCUCUGGUGGGUAGAUUGGCAACAGGGACAGCAUUCCCGGAUUCCCGGAAUCGACCCCCUAUGGGUCCUCAACCACUUCCACUUCCUCGAUAGCGGCUACGAUGGCAAGCGUCCCCUGACCUUCUCUCGUUACAGUGGCCCAGGGUCCCAUCGGUACCCCGUCGGCUUUUCGGGAGACACGCACAUCACCUGGGAGUCCCUAGCCUUCCAACCGGAAUUCACAAACACGGCCUCGAAUAUCGGGUACGGCUGGUGGAGUCACGAUAUCGGCGGUCAUAUGCAUGGAGCAAAGGAUAACGAGCUGUUGAUCCGCUGGGUGCAGUACGGGGUCUUCUCGCCCAUGUUCCGUCUCCAUUCAUCCGAUAACCCAUGGAACGCAAAAGAGCCGUGGAACUUGAGUGGUGAUGAGGAGCGCAUACUCACCCGAUUCCUCCGUCUCCGACACCGACUCGUUCCGUAUCUCUAUACGAUGAAUGCGCGCGCUGCGAGGGACGAUCUCCCACUCAUUCAACCAAUGUAUUGGGGAUACCCCGAGCACGACGAAGCCUACCAGGUUCCGAACCAGUACCUGUACGGAUCUGAACUCAUGGUUGCGCCGAUUACGGCACCGAGAGAUAAAGAGUCUGGUCUUGGACAGGUCCUCGUCUGGUUCCCGCCUGCGAGACAUGUCGAUAUCUUUAGCGGCGUCGUAUACGAUGGGAAUCGUUUGCUCUGGGUCGCGAGGCCGUUGGAUGCCUGCCCUGUCUUUGCACGCGAGGGCUCGAUCAUCCCGUUGGACGCAGAGGCUGAGCCGGAGAACGGGUGUAAGGAACCGGAGGGGAUUGAGCUUGUCGUAGUCGUGGGCGCGGAUGGGUCUUUCGAGCUACUCGAGGACGAGGGCACUGGGGCGACGUUGGAUGGGAUUGAGUUCUCCAGCACUUUGAUCACUUUCUCGCAGUCUGCCGGCCGAUUGACAAUCAAUCCGAGAAAGGGAGCCUCCUCUCCUCGAACCCAUCGCACCUGGUCCAUCCGUUUCCCAGGCUUCUCCUCCGCAAAGGAAAUCCACUUCCACGUCAACUCCACAGCGCAAGGCGUCCACCCGGAAGGAAGCACCACAGGUCUCACCGUCCGACUCGGCUCACACAGUGUCGAUGAUGAACUCGUGCUGAGUAUCGGCGAGAAUCCGCAACUCGACGUUGUAUCGCCGAAUCCUCGGAUCAUGACAUUCCUUCAACAGGCGCAGAUGAGUCUUGGUCUCAAGGAUCGGAUUUGGAAGGUUGUUUCAAAGGAGGCGCCUGCUGCAGUCAGGGCGGGCGAAUUGGUUGCGUUGGGCUUGAGGGAUGAGAUACUGCAGCCGAUUUUGGAAUGCAUGCUUGCUGUUGCGUAG
This is a messenger RNA of Aspergillus calidoustus, 2403 nucleotides long. The record is from the annotation of a GenBank genome assembly. Lineage: Eukaryota; Fungi; Ascomycota; Eurotiomycetes; Eurotiales; Aspergillaceae.